This is a messenger RNA of Archocentrus centrarchus (flier cichlid), 2138 nucleotides long. Its product is annotated as ankyrin repeat domain-containing protein 31-like. Bases 66 to 2012 code for a protein of 648 amino acids. The record is from RefSeq and is a predicted model, not a curated record. NCBI's taxonomy places the organism in Eukaryota, Metazoa, Chordata, Actinopteri, Cichliformes, Cichlidae. The transcript has 12 exons. Gene Ontology annotation, molecular function: protein binding.
GCACAGUACACCUUAAACAGAGGACAGACAACAUUUUAUCCCCUAUUUACAGAGACACCCUAGAGAUGACUCACAGCUACAAUCAAGAGGCCGACAGAAAUGGAGAUCUGUCUUCCUCAGACGAUGACUCUUUAAGCUUGUUGCAGGAUCUCAGCGCCUGGCAAAACAGAGGAGCAGCUGAGGUCAUCCUCACAACUGAUUCAGGUCCAGAAGCUGAGGACAAAGAAAUGAAAAAGAAAACAGGGGUGAACAUAAAUGAGCACAAAGCAGCCGAGCCUGUGAUGUCCAGCCGUAUUCAGCCCACAGCAGGCUGUGCAGAGCCUUCAUCACAAUCAGCAAAAGUCUCACGGUGUGUGAAAAUCCCCAAAACGACCCUUCACAAGAGAAAUGGGAAGGGAGAGACUCUUCUGCACACUGCGUGCAAGAAAAGAGAUCUGACUCAAGUCAAACUGCUCAUUCAAGCCGGAAUCAGCGUCAACAUGGAGGACCACGCAGGAUGGACGGCUCUCCACGAGGCUUCUGCAGUGGGCGAUGAAGCGGUGGUGGAGGAGCUGUUGAAGGCUGGAGCUGAUGUUAAUGUUAGAAGCUGUGAUGGAGUGACACCUCUACAUGAUGCUGUUUACAGUGGACACUAUCAGGUAGUGAAACGUCUCCUAGAGUUUGGUUCAAACGCCAGCGAAAAGCACAUCGGUGGCCUCACGGCGUUCGACAUGGCAAAGGAGGAAAGCAUCAGAGAGCUGCUCAGGACUUUCCAGGCACCUUCUGUCACUCAUACAAAGUCCUGUAAUGCAUCAGCACAGCACCGACAACCAGAGCCUUGCUGCCAUGAGCAGCUCUCCUGCCACAGCAGCUGCAGCUACAGUGAAACAUCAGACCUACAAUGGAGGAAAGCAGGUGGCAGAGACAGGACCAGAGGGCCUGGAGACUUUCAGCUGAGCGGGAAAGACACCAACACUCAUAAUGUGAGAGCUCUUCAUUACCGACUGGCAGCUGAGGCUGGAUUUAAUCCAAGUCAUGCAGAGGCCAUAACGGUGGUUUUGGAGGAGGUCAGGAGGAAACAAACAGAAGUGUCAACUUGGCCUCUGACAAGUCUGAAGGAUGCAGGCAGAUAUCGUGACGCUCUAGCAGAGAUCCAGAGGGUCCUGAUUGAGGUGCUCGCCAAGCAGCACUCGGAGAAGGACAAGCUUGCCCGAAAAUAUCGGAGCGUGCCUGUCUGCCUUCGGCAUUGUGUGCUGAAAGGCCAGCUCUCAUCCCUUGCUGCAUGUCAGAGAACCUUGAUGGAGAUGCUCCAGAAGCACAAGCAUUUGGUGGACGCGUACAUUACCACAAAAGCCAGACUUUCACCGGAUUCUUCAAAACCCAGAGAAACACGCAGCUGUAAUGAAGGCAGCCGUAAAGCAGCUGCACAGGCCAGUCUGCUAAGAUGUGCCCAGACAGCCAAUAGCUACACAGAUGCUGCACAACCAGGAAGUGCUUUACAACACUUCAAGUUAAUGAAAAGAGGAAAAAAUGCACUGAUUCAGACCAGAGCCAAGGACAACAGCAGAUGUCUCUCUAAGCUCAUACAGGGGGGGGUCAUCUCACCUGGAGGUGCUCUACAGCUGCUGUGGAAGGGUCACUGUCACUUUGCUCAGGUGCUGGCUGAUGGUUCCAUACUGAGUAAAGGAAAGGUGCACCUGGCUCCUGAAUGCUGGCUCGAGUCGAUCCUUGGGAACAACAUCCCGGUCGGCUCAGCAUACGCCUGGGACAAGGUGACAUUCAAAAGCAGACCUUUGUCUUAUUACUUACUGAAUAUGGAGGCUGAAGGAAACACAGCACAGAGAUCUCCUGAGGAAAACUGCAGGGAACGUUCUUCUCCGGAGACGAUCACCACAGAGACAGGCAGCUUCAACCAUCUCAUGAAAAUCAAAAUCAUCCAUUUGGUGGAUGAUGAAGAGCUGCUGCCGAAUGCUCUAAUGGACAGCUACUGGGACAAACUCAUAAAGGGAGAGUCUGAAGACUGGGAGAGUUAAUUAUUACAACUCUCUCCUCACAUUUUGUCCAUAACUGUGCUUGUAUAAAGAGAUUAAUGUGCUGAGUUUAGUGAUCAGCUGCAUUCACUGUAGUGCUUCUGAUAGUUUUCUAAUUUUUUUCUUAAG